AUGCAUGCUACUGUGAGAAAAGAAUUAAUUAAAAAAUUCGAGAACUCCAUUGAAGAAGGAGAAUGUAAAAUCAUCAGUAACUUUACUGUUACUCACAAUGGUGGAAGGUUCAGGACCACAUCUCAUCCCUACAAGAUUCAAUUUGCAGGAACUACUUCCGUUAGGCCCUCCGAGGAAUUGCCUCCGCAUAUCAUUGGUUUGAAAAGUGUGAACUUCAGUGAUAUCCAUGAUGGAAAACUGAAUCCUGACUUCUUGAUAGACGUCAUUGAUCAGAUUGUGGACAUUAGGGAUGUUAAAAUUCUUAACGUAAACAAGAAACAAACCAAGCGGCUUACCAUUGAUGUUCGUUUGAAUUGUGUUCUUCGGGGAGAUUAUGCUGAGGAAUUAGAGGGAGUUGUUCAAAAUUGUAAUGAAGCUAUUGUUACAUUUGUCUUAAGAUUUGAAAAAUUAAGACUUUACCAAGUAUGUAGUCUGCCAAACGAUAGUCUUUCUCUAAGUUACACACAUCCUAAUCAGUUGACCGUGUUCAAUACUAUCUCUGUGAGAGAUGACUAUUUCCUUCACAGUCCUCGCAGAACAAUAAGUGAUAUUAUUUCUGCAUCUGAGGUCUCUAAGUGUGUUACUAUGUGCACUAUAAUGUCUAUUGACACUGAAUUUGGAUGGUACUACAUGUCUCAUCGAUCCUGUGGCAAAAAAGUUCUGCCCCAUGACAUGGAUGCAAUAAAAGAGAAGUAUCCUGGAAGGAAGUUUCCUAAACACUUAUGGAAAUGUGAAAAGUGCAAUGAAGAUGUUCAAGAUCCUGAUGUUCUACCGUUAGCAUUGAGUAACAUAAUACGAAAGACAUUUCUGUUCAAGAUUGCUAUACAAACUUCAAAUAUAGUUUUCAAUAGUCCUGCUUACAAAGUAAUCAAGAUUAUUACUCAGAGUGAUAUGGUGAAGGAGUUCAGUAAAUUUACGGCCUCGCAGAAUACACCUGAAUCUAAGUUUGCUGGAAGAUUGCUUAUGCCAAAUGAUGAGAAGGUCCCAAUGUUGCUUCUUGAAAGCGAUCAAGGUGAAACCACUACUCUUUCCAAACGAAAGAGCAAUGACAAUGAAGAAGAUUCUGAACAUGCAGAUGAGCAGUCAGUAGCAAAGAAGAAGUAUGUCAGAAACGAAGGGAAAAUAGCAGGAAUUGAGGAACAAAUGAUGAAGAUCAUCAAGAUAGAGAAGGACCAUGUUAAAGUGUGA
Molecule: messenger RNA, 1227 nt
Organism: Thlaspi arvense
Lineage: Eukaryota; Viridiplantae; Streptophyta; Magnoliopsida; Brassicales; Brassicaceae
Source: the annotation of a GenBank genome assembly